Molecule: messenger RNA, 2880 nt
Organism: Contarinia nasturtii (swede midge)
Lineage: Eukaryota; Metazoa; Arthropoda; Insecta; Diptera; Cecidomyiidae
Product: S1 RNA-binding domain-containing protein 1
Exons: 11
Coding region: 105-2726 (873 amino acids)
Biological process (GO): translation; nucleobase-containing compound metabolic process
Molecular function (GO): mRNA binding; structural constituent of ribosome
Source: RefSeq, a predicted model, not a curated record
UCAAUGUAUCAAGUGGUCACAAAUCAAUUUUAUAUAGUAUAAGGUCUUUUAUUUAUUUCAGUAUUUGUCGUACACGUUUUUUUUUUUGUCAUCGAUACUUCAUUAUGUCUGAGAUAAACAAACGGUCAACUCGUAAACGCACCAUAGUAGCUCAUGUGAUUUCGUCCAGUGAGAGUGAAAGCGAAUCAAGUCCGAAGAAAAAACAAAAAAAAAUGGGAUGCAGUGCGUCAAAACAGAAAGAAGCUGCGAAUAAUGAAUCGAUUGAUGCCAAACCAAAAUUGAAGAAGACAAAAUUGACAACCGCAAAUAAACCAAAAUCAAUUGUGGUGGAACAUGUCGAUGCGGUGAAUUCCGAUAGGAAUGCUGACAAUCAACCAGACCAACGGUCCAUAACAUCAUCGUUAUCAGUGUCGUCAACUCGGCGACAGUCAAAAUUGAAUCGCUCACAAUGGACCGAUGAAGAACUUUUGUGUCAAUUACAGCAUUUGGAUGGUGACACCGGUUCAAACAUUGUUCGAAUGUUUGACGAUGGCAACACAAUUCCAUUUAUGUGCCGGUAUCGACGCGAAUUAAUUGGAAAUCUCGACGCAGACGAAAUGCGUGAAAUUAAAAUCACAUACAAUCACAUUAAGAAUAUUCGGGCCCGUGCCGAUACCAUCAUAAAGGAUUUGGACAAACGAAAUUUACUUGAUGAUGAAAUUGAAGACGAAAUUCGAUUAGCGAAAUCACUGGACGCUCUGGAUCAUUUGUACGCACCCUUUAAAGCAGCCAGCAAAUCAUCAUUGUUUGAGCGAGCCAAAGCACUUGGCCUUGAAAAUGCAGCUAAUAAAUUGUUACAUGAGCCACGUUGUUCAUUGAAAUUCUCCGAUUUUGUGAAAAAAGACAACGACGGUGUUAAUACGGUGGAAAAAGUUAAAGACGGUAUCAAAAACAUUAUCUCUCACAUAUUCAGCAAAGAUGUCGACGUUCUUGAGGCCAUUCAAAAUGAACUAGCACGUCACAAUAAUGGUAUCAAAAUUGAAACAUGUGAAAAUACAAAAGUGACCAAAUCACACAAAGAUGACAUUCCCAAGUCGGAGUUUAAAAAUAGCGAUAAAAAAGGCGGCGAUAAUCCAAAGAAAUUUGAACUAUACUUCAAUUUUCAAGGAUACUUGAACAAUAUGCACUCACAUCAAACUUUGGCCAUUAACCGCGGUGAAAAUCUCAAAUUUAUAAUGGUUAAAAUUGUGAUACCCGAUCGCAUUCAAAACACAAUUUACAGGCUUAUCCAAAAUAAGUACUUUGUUAAUGCAGAUAAUUCAGAGUUAAAAAAUCUACUAUCAGCCGCAUUGAAUGAUGCAUAUUCGAAAAAGUUGAAGCCAUUGAUGAAUCGUCAGAUUCGAUCAAUUUUAACUAAAAAUGCUGAAAAAGAAUCGGUAGAUGUGUUUGCGAAAAAUUUGAAGCAAUUGCUGAUGGUAAAGCCCGUAAAAGGGAAGAGAAUUCUUGGAGUUGAUCCGGGCUUUAAAAAUGGCUGUAAAUUGGCAUUAAUCUCAGAACAAAAUGACGUCCUAGCCACCGACACCAUUUAUCCGCAUAUCAAAUUCACAAACAAAGACAAAGAUACAAAACAGAUGAUGUAUGAACACAAACUCAUCGACAUUUUACGGAAACAUAAAUGUGAGAUCAUUGCGAUUGGAAAUGGAACGGCGUGCCGUGAAACAGAAGCCUGGAUUUCCGAUUUGAUCGCACGUGAAGUGUUUCAUUCGAAGUCAGUUCAAUAUUGCAUUGUAAGUGAGAAUGGUGCUUCGAUUUAUUCCUGCAGCGAUGUUGCCAAACGAGAAUUCGCUAAAAUGGAUGUGAAUUUAAUAAGUGCCGUAUCGAUUGCACGUCGAUUAAGCGACCCAUUGGCCGAACUUGUGAAAAUUGAACCAAAACAUUUGGGCGUCGGCAUGUAUCAACAUGAUAUCAAUGAAAAAUAUUUAAUGGAAUCAUUAAACGAAGUGGUUACCGAAUGUGUCAGUUUUGUUGGGGUCGAUAUAAAUACAGCGAGUACGACAAUUUUGAAGCACAUUGCUGGCAUGAAUGCGACCCGCGCCGAAAACAUAAUCAAAUAUCGUGCCGAAAAUGGUCCAUUCAAAAGCCGAGAUGAGAUUAAAAAGGUUAAGGCCAUUGGUCCGAAAACGUUUGAACAGUGCGCUGGUUUCAUUCGAAUCGAUGCGGUCACGGCCAAUGUCAAUGGAAAGACGAAUAUUCUCGAUUCAACUUGGGUGCAUCCAGAAAGUUAUGACGUUUCCAAAAAAAUUAUUGCCAAAUUUCAACUAUCACUCAAUGAUAUCGGCAGUGACACAUUUAUCGCACGAAUCAAACAGGCUCAAAAUGAAAAUACCACAAUUGGUGAACUAGCAAAACAAUUUCGCAUUCCAGAACAAAGAGUUGAAGGUAUCCUAGAAGCUCUUGCUCGAGAACUUCAAAAGGAUUACAGAGAUGAUGCUGAUAUUCAACCACUUUUCAAAAAAGGUGUAUUGAAAAUGUCCGAUUUGAAAAUUGGAACCAUUGUUUCCGGUCGAAUCGCAAAUAUUUGCACAUUCGGUUGUUUUGUUGAUAUUGGAGUCGAACAUGAUGGACUGAUUCAUACGUCAAAAUUGAGAGGACACACACCGAGUAUUGGGGAUCGUGUUAAUGCAAAAGUCCUGAGUGUGGACAUGGCAAAACGUCGCAUUCAACUUCAGCUUGACAGUAUUAUGUAAAGUGCUUAUUAUCUAUUGAAUAUUAUUCUUGUUCCAAAUAUUAUAACCCGCAGAUGAAAUCUUUGUGUUGAAUUUUUUUUAUUACGAACUCAAACAUUAUUCGAAACAAACAUAAAAUUGAUACAACAAUAAAAAAUGUAUAAAACAAAUUAAA